CCCAGGGCUCCUCUUCAGCACGUCCCUUGUCGUGGUACCCAUCCCACUACUCGCAGAAUAUGGCUGAUCGUACUUGGAAAGGCGGAGCGCGCGUCGAGAAACAGCCAGGCACUGAGAAGGACGCCUUAUACAGCCACACUCAAGGCCAUUUUGACGAUGUUCUUGACCUCUCCCCCUCCAUACCUCACUCCCUCAGCAACAGCAUGCUAUCUGUCGACGUGCCUGCGUCUCAAGCACGCCGUCACCCGCAUUCCGACUCUUCACCAUCCUCAGCGAGUCCCUCGUCGGCGCUCAGCGGCUUCGGCGCUUCAUUGCCUUCUGCCAUCGCUGGGGCUCAUAACGCAGCGUCUCGUUCUCGUAGGCCGCGCAAAGAGAAGCCGCACAUUGCACUUGCGCCUGACCAGCCCCCAACGACGCAGGGGAAGCCAAGGACCCGCGUUUUCGUAGCAUGUGUCCAGUGUCGUGGGCGCAAGAUACGUUGCGAUGGGGCGAAGCCCAUCUGCUUCAAUUGCAUGCAGAGGACAAACCCAGAUAGCGAAUGUAACUACGACCCUGCCCCGAAGCGUCGGGGACCUGACAAGGUUCAAGGUGCCCGCACGCGCUCCGCUAGAUCAAAGGACGAUUAUGGAGAGCCAGUCAAACGUAGGCGCCGUAGAACGACGAACUCUUCCGACGUACCGGCGGAGUCUUCGAAGGCAGGGGAUCAUGGUCCACAAGCUGCUCUCCCUUCGAUCAUGGCAAGAAGCUUUCCCGAAAUCCAUGAUCGCCAGUCAGAUUCGACUUCUUAUAGUCCCCCCAAUCUAAUCUCGCUCCCGAGAAUCAAUCCUAGCUUGUUAGGGCAUUCAGGAAGCAAUGUACGCUACACAUCAGAUACGUCGUUCGAUCAAGGGCCACUCACCCCAAUUGCACCCGGACGCGCGGCUGUACCCCAUAACCUAUCUGCUGACGGUAUACCGGAUGAUGAGCAAACAGAGUACAAUGUGAUCGCGGAACCUUCGCUCCAAUUCACCCGUAAGGUCUGGUGGGAUCAUCUGGUGACCCUCUACACCUCGUUCUUGCACGGAACAGCUGCUCAGACUCAUACUCGCGCCCAGCGCGACGUGGGAGCACAGCGAAUUGUCAAUGACCUGCGCUUUCUCUUCCGGACCUCUAGCUACUGGUUCUCGUUCAUCAACGUUCCCCGAUUUUACAACAACUUCCUGAAUCCCACAAAAAGGAGCGUAAUGCAGCCCAGUUUGGUACUCGCAUCACUCGCGGUGUCGAUAUACCUUCAGAGCUCAGAACUAGGAAUGGGUCAAGAAGGCAGAAGAAUGGCGCUCAAGCUGAGGGAUGAAGCUCAGGGCAUGCUGCAAGCCAGUUUGAAUGCUCGGUGGGUCGACGAGUCACUGGCGCAGGCAGCCUGGAUCCUUGCGUUCUUCGAAGUCUGCGCUCACCCUGAUCAUCUUCUACAGCGCGUAGAUUCUGCCCUAGCUGUGAUGGACUCGGUAAUCAGAACGCUUUCGCUGACUUACUUGGAUCUCGAUAACCCUCAGGCAUCUGCGUAUGCCCGGCACGCGGUCCCAGCUAUUCCCUGGCAGUAUCAGGCGUCGCAAGCUUCUGAUCAAAAGUAUCCCGCCAGCAACCUUGGACCCAUCCAACAACCCCUCGCGACACAGUGGUCUUCCACCGCCAAUCAGUCUGUAUUUUCGCAAAGCCACAAUCCCGGCACUUACUCAAAAGGCUGUACGUGCGACUCUCUAUCACUUGGCCAGCAGUGGCCCGAAGCGCAUGAACAGACUCCCUUGUGGUUGUAUACGCCUGCCUGGAAUAGGGAAUGGACUGAGUGGGAGGUCAAAAAGGAGGAAUGUAGAAGGCUUGCCUGGAGCGCUAUGACGCUCGCCGCAGGUUACAGCGCUUACACUGCAGCGAUAGGAUUCAAGCAGCCAGAGUUAUUCGUGAUCGAUCCGGCGAACUAUACUCUCCUCUUCCCAGGUGAAGCGCUGUUACUCUCCCAGUCCUACCUGGUCAACAACACGGGAAAAGAGACUGUGUGGGCACUGUAUCUCCGUGCGAUGUUGUUAUGGCACAGCUGCUUGAGUUUGCGGACGGACACGUCGAUCAGCGAGGCGGAUAAGGCUGACUUUGCAAUCCGCGCCUGGCUUGAGACUGAGGCAAUCGAGGAGGCGCUGAACAAGCACGUCUGUGGGGUGGAGCGUUCGUCCAUGUACUCUGGGAGAGAGUAUCUCUUCAACACCCGCAUGUGCAUUUCAUUCGAGUUCCGCCGUUUCAUUCCUCAUGCGCUGACAGGGCCCAGCCGCGAGAAGUCUAUUGAAUGGUUGCGCGAACAGGAACGCAGGGCCAAAGCUGUGAUGCAAGGCAUGCACGCUGUCACGGGCAACAUCAAGCAUAAUCUCUCUCAGCGGCCUUGGUUCGUCUGGUGGUUCAUGGGCCAGGUAUCCCGUGCGCUUACCCUCUGGUCAUUCGACAGUUCGUUAGUCUUCGCGCUCGAUGUGUGCAAAGCCUUUCUAGAACCCAUAGACUUUCUCACGUCCAUAUAUCCUUGUCAAGAACAACGCAAGCGCUAUGACGAUCUCCUUGAACGCGUCAGGCGAAGUUGUUUAUUGGCAGGUGUUUCCCCUCCAGCCCAUAAUUACAACAUUCAUUCCAUUCCUUUCUAACCGACAUCAAUCUUGGACUUAUCCCUCCGGACCUAUCCUUGUACUUUAUCUGUAUCGUUAUCGUCUACCACUGCACCUUUCUUGUCCUCUGCAUAAUUCGAGUGUACUGUACAUACAUGCCAUCGUUAUCACGGACUAGAACGCUAUCACUACUCCUGUAUCGAGCUUUCUGUCGCUGCUUUGCAUCUUGGACUUUGGGUAUCGCCUUCUUGUUGCUUACUCUCGCGUUUCACAAUACAGGUCAUUUUUGGCACCCG
Messenger RNA from Heterobasidion irregulare TC 32-1, 2914 nucleotides. RefSeq lists its product as uncharacterized. The transcript has 10 exons. NCBI's taxonomy places the organism in Eukaryota, Fungi, Basidiomycota, Agaricomycetes, Russulales, Bondarzewiaceae. The record is from RefSeq and is a predicted model, not a curated record. Gene Ontology annotation, biological process: regulation of DNA-templated transcription. Gene Ontology annotation, molecular function: zinc ion binding; DNA-binding transcription factor activity, RNA polymerase II-specific. The coding region runs from base 60 to 2657 and encodes 865 amino acids. Gene Ontology annotation, cellular component: nucleus.